AUGUUUAUUAUAGAUGAACUGUACAAACAGCAACGCGGGAUCGAAAAUCAGCUCACCGUGGGUUCCAAGGUCCUUUCCUUUCAAAGUGCAUCUGUCACGUUUAAGGACUCACUGUGUUUCCUAUCUGUGCCAUUGGCUUCAUUUCCAUCUGCUUUCAAUCUCACGGAACUAAAAAAAGGCUUCUUUCCUCACAAAUUCAAUUCGCCACAUCACCAAAAUUACGUGGGCUCCAUUCCUGGCAUUGAGUUUUUUGACCCUGAUGGAAUGUCUGGAAAAAAAAAGAAAGAAUUGGAAGAGUGGCACGCUGACCAAGUACGAAGUGGAGUGCAAUAUGACUUUGUCCGGGAGAUGGAGGAGUAUUGCAAGUCGGAUGUGGCUCUCCUACAAGCUGGUUGUGAAGCCUUCACCAAAGAAUUUGAGAGCCACGCCGACUUCAAUCCCUUUGAAAAAUGCAUAACUAUCGCCAGUGCCUGUAAUUUGUAGUGGCACAAGCAUUGCCUCCAAGAAGCUACUAUUGCUGUGGAACCACUCAAAGGAUGGCGAGGAGCCAACGUCAACCAUUCCAUGAAAGCAUUGCAGUGGUUAUACUACAAAGAGCAUUGCAUCCCCAAGCAGGGUGUCUGCCCGGACCAAAUAAGGCAUGUGCGAAACAGGGGUGAGCAGAGUGUAACCACUGCCACAGAUUCUUACUUUGUGGAUGGGUACGAUCCCCAGACCAACAAGGUUUACGAGUUUCACGGAAGUUUCUUUCGCGGUUGUCCCGAAUGCCAUCCCAGAAACCGUCACCCCAAACACGCCGUCAACCCGGAUCGUACCAUGGAAGAACUC
Porites evermanni is the source of this 828-nucleotide messenger RNA. The record is from the annotation of a GenBank genome assembly. NCBI's taxonomy places the organism in Eukaryota, Metazoa, Cnidaria, Anthozoa, Scleractinia, Poritidae.